CUACUUCUUCUGGAACUCCCAAGAGGUUUCAAAACUCGCACUCUCCGCCACUUGGUUUUCAUCUGAGCAGAAGAAGGAGAAGGAGAAGGAGAAGUAAAAGGAUGUCGAUUCGAGUGCUGAAUCCGAAUGCGGAGGUGCUGAACAAAUCGGCGGCGCUGCACAUGAACAUCAACGCCGCCAAGGGCUUGCAGGACGUCCUCAAGACCAACCUUGGCCCCAAGGGCACCAUCAAAAUGCUUGUUGGCGGAGCCGGCGACAUUAAGCUCACUAAGGAUGGCAACACUCUGCUCAAAGAAAUGCAAAUUCAAAACCCAACAGCAAUUAUGAUUGCACGGACAGCUGUUGCGCAAGAUGACAUUAGCGGAGAUGGCACCACGUCUACUGUCUUGUUCAUUGGCGAGCUUAUGAAACAAUCAGAACGAUACAUUGACGAAGGGAUGCAUCCCCGUGUCCUGGUUGAUGGUUUUGAGAUCGCCAAAAGAGCAACGCUGCAGUUUCUUGAGAAAUUCAAAACUCCCGUGGUGAUGGGCGAUGAGCCUGACAAAGAGAUUUUGAAAAUGGUAGCUAGAACAACAUUGCGAACAAAGUUAUAUGAAGCAUUGGCAGAUCAAUUGACUGACAUAGUUGUUAAUUCGGUUCUUUGCAUCCGCAAACCUGAGGAGCCCAUUGAUCUGUUCAUGGUGGAGAUUAUGCACAUGCGACACAAAUUUGAUGUAGACACACGCUUGGUUGAGGGUCUUGUUCUCGAUCACGGUUCUAGGCAUCCUGAUAUGAAGCGGAGAGCAGAGAAUUGUUUCAUCUUGACAAGCAAUGUAUCUUUGGAAUAUGACAAAAGUGAAGUAAACUCAGGCUUUUUCUAUUCAAAUGCGGAGCAGAGAGAAGCAAUGGUUUUAGCUGAAAGGCGCCAGGUUGAUGAAAGAGUUAAAAAAAUCAUUGACCUGAAAAAUAAGGUUUGCUCUGGUAAUGAUAAUAACUUUGUUGUUAUCAAUCAGAAGGGAAUUGAUCCCCCAUCUCUGGACCUUCUUGCAAGGGCAGGGAUUAUUGCCCUGAGAGCAAAGAGGAGAAAUAUGGAACGGUUGGUU
This is a messenger RNA of Malus domestica (apple), 1082 nucleotides long. RefSeq names its product t-complex 1 (gene TCP1). Gene Ontology annotation, molecular function: ATP-dependent protein folding chaperone; ATP hydrolysis activity; ATP binding. Gene Ontology annotation, biological process: protein folding. The record is from RefSeq and is marked provisional. Gene Ontology annotation, cellular component: chaperonin-containing T-complex. NCBI's taxonomy places the organism in Eukaryota, Viridiplantae, Streptophyta, Magnoliopsida, Rosales, Rosaceae.